AUGACGGGCGGAGGAAAGGCGUCGCGACGGCGACGAGAGAAUCCGGCGCGAGAGGAUGAACGCCCGGGAACGGCCCCAGGUGAAAGCGGAGUCGAGGUGAACGUCGGCCGAACGACGACUGCCGUGGCAACGUCUACCAAGAAAUCUGUUAAUAACCGCAUUAACAAUGAGAUCCAGCAGGAGAAUAAAGCACAUUCGGCAAAAAAUGAUAAAUUUAUACACAGCACGGAUAAAUAUCGCGACAAAAGGAAAAUCGAGAAGAGAGAUGCGCUACGGGAUAAGAAGUUUUUUGCGAGAAACUCGUUGCUCACCGAUCUUUUCGAGAACCCGCACAUUCGUACGGUUUACAAUAUGUUCAUAGUUACCUUCAUACUCUUGCUCAUCAACACCGUCAUAUCCGACAUCAUGGAGUCGGGAACGAUUCGUGUUGGUACCAAUACGUUCCGACUAGGUUUUCCAAAGUUCUCAUCGUGCGUUUGCAUUUGGUUGUUCAUGCAGGCCUCGACACUCGGCGUUUACGUGCCCUUCACCCUUUGGGCAUACCAGCGACAACGAUUCUUGCCAAAAUCCUUUAUCCAGAAAUUUUGGGACUAUAGCUGGCUGUCAGCAUUUAUACUAUAUCAAAUCCUCUUUCUCGUUUUUCCUAUGAGAAUAGCACUCGAUGUUGAUCUCUACAUGUGCUGCGCUUUAAUUAUUAUUAUGGAACAAUUACGCAUGAUGAUGAAAAGUCACGCUUUCGUCAGGAGCGUGGCACCCAGAUUUUUGUCGUAUAAGCCCCACAGCGAAACUCCACGACCGAGCGGCCCCAGGUUCUCACAGUAUUUGUACUUCCUAUUCGCACCUACUCUUGUGUAUCGCGACGAAUAUCCUAGAACGAAAAAAAUAAGAUGGACGGUGGUGAUUUGGAAAUUCACUGAGGUUGGCCUAGCGAUGUUCUAUCUCGCCUUCAUAUUUGAACAUUUUGUGGCACCAGUCUCUCAUGUGUUCGGCACGCAACAUCUGGAUUGGAAAUGGUACAUUAGAAAUAUCAUUGAGUUUAGUAUCCCCGGCAUUCUGUAUUUCCUCACCGCGCAAUAUCUCCUAUUGCACUCGUGGAUGAACGCUUGGGCGGAAAUGCUGCGGUUUGCCGAUCGAUUGUUUUACAAGGAUUGGUGGAACAGCACGACUUAUCACGAGUAUUAUCGUACGUGGAAUUUAGUGGUGCAUGAUUGGUUAUACACUUACAUCUAUAAGGACAUGUACGAGAUCGUGGUGCCGGGCAACCGACUGCUGUCAGCUGCUGCCGUAUUCCUUGCUUCCGCCAUCGGUCACGAGUACAUGUUCGCGUUCUCACUGCGGUUCUUCUAUCCAGUGAUGUUCGUCUUGUUCGGCGUUUUAGGCUUCGGCAUGUUCUUCGUCCGUAAGAUCGUCAACAGCAAUGUCUUGAUGUGGCUCGGCUGGAGCCUCGGCAUGGGUAUGCUAUUCAGUUUGUACUCGAUGGAGACGUGCGCCCGAUGGAACAACUGUCCACCUCACCCUAAUUACUACCUCGAUCUCUUCAUACCGCGAAGUUGGAGUUGUCAAAAACUAUUUGGCAUGUAGACCGUUCCGUACGUGUAGAUAAUGAAAUGUUUUCCUUAAACAAUUUAUUCUCUGUGCUUCGAUGGUGAGAUAAGUGUACGCAGAAAAUGUGUAUUAAUUAAAAAAAUAUAUUUGUCUUCUGUAAGCUGCACCUUUAUUAUACAAUAGUUUAUAUAUACAUAUAUAUAAAAUAUUUAACUGAAUAUUUUUAAUAUACUAAUGUAUAACGGUAUAUUGUUACAAGUGCGGUAAGUCGAAGAAAUUAACUGAGAUAUUCAAGCGCGGACACAGAAUUCAAAACGGCAAAUUAAUUUAAUUGUAAUUUAAAAUUUGUAGAAAUAUGUAUAAUAAAGCAUAAUUAGAUUGUUAUACUUCUGCAAUAACAAUCAAUUUGUCAUACAAAAA
Monomorium pharaonis (pharaoh ant) is the source of this 1965-nucleotide messenger RNA. RefSeq names its product sterol O-acyltransferase 1. The record is from RefSeq and is a predicted model, not a curated record. Gene Ontology annotation, biological process: cholesterol metabolic process. The transcript is spliced from 8 exons. Gene Ontology annotation, cellular component: endoplasmic reticulum membrane. Bases 1 to 1581 code for a protein of 526 amino acids. NCBI's taxonomy places the organism in Eukaryota, Metazoa, Arthropoda, Insecta, Hymenoptera, Formicidae.